This is a messenger RNA of Schistocerca nitens (vagrant locust), 2478 nucleotides long. It is a transcript of the gene cv-c, whose product is annotated as rho GTPase-activating protein 7. The transcript is spliced from 16 exons. Lineage: Eukaryota; Metazoa; Arthropoda; Insecta; Orthoptera; Acrididae. The record is from RefSeq and is a predicted model, not a curated record. Bases 1 to 2478 code for a protein of 825 amino acids. Gene Ontology annotation, molecular function: GTPase activator activity; lipid binding. Gene Ontology annotation, biological process: signal transduction; actin cytoskeleton organization; regulation of Rho protein signal transduction.
AUGCGCUGUGAUAUAGAUGCUGCAGAGAUCGAGUCAGCAGAAGCAUGCAAGUGGCUUCGUGCGGCGGGAUUCCCUCAGUAUGCACAGAUGUACGAAGAUGGACAUUUCCCCAUCGACCUGAACAGCGUGCAUAGGGACCACCCGUUCCUGGAUGCCGACUCGCUGAAGUCGCUCUUCCGCCGGCUGCACACGCUCAACAGGAGCGCUGCUAUCAGAGUCGACAAGACCAAGAGCCACGUGUCUGCUGACGACAGUGAGGAGGAGCUGGAGUGCGCGCUCAGCGAGCAGUGGACGUUCCAGGCGCGGUCCCGGCGCUGGUCACGGCUUGAUGACGCAAGCGCGGCGGGGGUGGAUCAGGGUACCCUGCGCGUGUCCAGCCAGAGCUCUGUGCACGACCAGGAGCGCGACCACGACCGCGACGCGUCUCCCGGGUCGUCCGCCGCCGCCUCGGCGGCCGACGCCCCCGCGUCACCCAGCGUGCGCCGCAGCGGCAGUGAACGGCUCAAGGACAGCGCGCGGGCUCUGCUGAAGCGCGUCGACAGCCUGAAGGCGCGCCGCCGCAAGCGCCUGCACCGUGAGGCCGCCGUCGUACAGGGCCCGCAGCUGGAGGUGUCGCUGUCAGACUCGGAGGUCGGUCCGACGAGCUGGCGCGCCCAACAUGACAAGGUGUUGGAGCUGUUGGACGCGGACAGCAAGGGGUCACAGGAUGAAGAUCUCAACAGGCCUUCGGCGAGUGCCAAUCUGCGCGCCCAACUGCGGGGCGGCAGCCUGCGCCACCAGACGCCGGUCCAUCACUCCUUCCACAAGGCCGAAUCAUUCGCCGCAGGGGGCAGCGAAUCCGCACUGUCGGCGUCGCUGGAUAGCCACGAGUCAACGAGCACGUUGGCUGACAGCGACCGCGACGAAGCAGAUGCCUCCCCGCGGCAUAGGUGCGUGCGCUGGCACAGCUUCCGGCGUGCUGGGCUGACUGCGGCUGCAGUGGCCGCGGCGGCGGCGGCUGCUGGCUGGGAGCGCGACGUGGGCGCGCUCUCCGCCGGCCAGAUGCUCGUGCUGCGCAAGCUGGCGCUGCUCAAGCUCACCGCCUGCAUGGAGAAGUACUGCCCCACUCACCGCUCCGGCUGGAACUGGGAGCUCCCCAAGUUCAUCCGCAAGAUCAAGACGCCAGACUACAAAGAUAAGAGUGUGUUUGGAGUUCCACUGGUAGUAUCAGUACAGCGAUCUGGCCAGGCCCUACCUCGCUGUAUCCAGAUUGCCUUGCGCUGGCUUGAAAAUAAUGCCCUUGACCAAGUUGGGUUGUUCCGCAAGUCUGGAGUGCGCUCUCGUAUACAUAAACUGAAGAUCAUGACAGAGACUCAUGGAGACCUUGUCAGCUAUGAAGGCCAACAAGCUUAUGAUGUUGCUGACAUGGUAAAGCAAUAUUUUAGGGAGCUUCCAGAUCCACUAAUGACAAACAAGCUCUCGGAAACAUUCAUAUCAAUCUUCCAGCAUGUAUCAGUGGCAAGCCUCCGUGCUGAAGCUGUACGUUGUGCACUGCUUCUACUGCCAGAUGAACACCGAGAAGCACUACAGGCUCUAUUGUGGCUGUUAUCAUGUGUAGCUCAACAUUCCAGUGUCAAUCAGAUGACUGCCAGCAAUAUUGCAGUAUGCCUUGCUCCCUCCAUUUUUCAACUGCAGCCUGAGCUUGCUGAAAAUCGGGCAGCUCAUGACUGUCUUCUCUACCUUAUCACAGAACACAAACAUCUUUUCACAGUGACAGAUGAAAUGCUCUCCCAGUGUCACUUUAACUAUAUGGAAGAAAGUGUUCCAGUUACAAUGGAGGAGCUAGGCAGUGACAUGCACCAAGACUGGCGAGGGUAUCUUUAUGCUUGCACUACAGCUCUUCUCAAGGAAGCAAGAGACAGAAGUAGAGGCUGGAUUUUUGUACCAUGCACAGCCGAUACCUUAGUGGAAAUGUCAUACAAAAAAGUUGGUGAUGGUCAUCCACUUCGUCUGUGGCGGGUCAGCACAGAAGUUGAAGCACCACCACAGGAGCUGUUACAAAGGGUACUUCGGGAGCGUCAUAUGUGGGAUCAUUCUCUUCUAAAAUGGAGGGUUGCUGCAAAACCUGACACUCGUGGGGAAGUAUUCCAAUAUGUGUGCUCAAGCAUGGCUCCGCUGCCUUCCAAAGAUUAUUGUGUGCUCAGGUCUUGGAGAACAGAUCUCCCUAAAGGAGCAUGCAUAAUAGUUGAAACAUCAGUAGAGCAUGCUGAAGCACCUAUAAUGCCUGGUGCAGUCAGAGGCAUUGUUCUAGCUUCAAGGUACCUAAUUGAACCUUGUGGAUCUGGAAAGUCCCGCAUAAUUCAUCUUUCCAGAGUUGAUACCAAGGGACGUACCCCAGACUGGUACAAUAAAAGCUAUGGACAUAUUUGCGCUAUGUACCUAACCCAUAUUAGGUGUUCAUUCAAACAUAAUAGUGAUGGGCCUGAAAGUAAAGUCUGA